This is a messenger RNA of Schizosaccharomyces cryophilus OY26, 1292 nucleotides long. RefSeq names its product tRNA dihydrouridine synthase Dus4. NCBI's taxonomy places the organism in Eukaryota, Fungi, Ascomycota, Schizosaccharomycetes, Schizosaccharomycetales, Schizosaccharomycetaceae. Gene Ontology annotation, biological process: tRNA processing. The transcript has a single exon. The record is from RefSeq and is a predicted model, not a curated record. Gene Ontology annotation, molecular function: tRNA dihydrouridine synthase activity; flavin adenine dinucleotide binding. The coding region runs from base 97 to 1095 and encodes 332 amino acids.
CAUACUAAUACCAUUGAUUCCUGUAGUAUUCUCUCAUAAGACCUGUCUCAUCUACUGAGAACUACCAACAUCUAAAAGUUGCUACAUAGCAUAAAAAUGGCAGAAUUAGCGACUCGCGAUCCUAAUAAGCAUCCAGUGAGAAUUUUUGAAGCCCAAAAAGGCAAAAGGCCAGUCUAUAUAGCAGCUCCAAUGGUCAGGUACUCUAAAUUGCCGUUUCGACAGCUGGUACGAGACUAUCAAACAGACAUCGUAUAUACUCCUAUGAUUUUAGCAAACGAGUUUUUACAUCCUAAAGGAAGAUAUUUUGAUUUCUCUACAAACGAAAAAGACGCAAGUUUGAUUCUUCAAUUCGGUGUUGAGGAUCCCGUCAUCCUGUCGAAAGCUGCAGAACUCGCAGGUCCGUAUGUGGAUGGAAUUGGAAUCAAUUGUGGUUGUCCUCAAAGUUGGGCAAUUCACGAAGGGAUCGGAUCCGCGCUUUUGAAGGAACCCGAAAAAGUAUAUCAAUUGAUCAGAGCAGUUAAAAACACAUUAGGUGAAGAUUUCUGUGUUGAGGCAAAGAUACGCAUAUCAAAAAAUCUGGAUAAAACCCGUCAUCUAAUGCAAACCAUUGAACAUGCUGGUGCUGACUUUAUAACUGUUCAUGGCCGAACCAGACAAGAUCGUUCUUCAUUUCCUGUCAAUUUAGAUGCUAUUCGGGAGGUCCGUUCUUGUGUUAAUAUUCCUGUAGUUACCAAUGGAGACGUUGCUUCUCUUCGCCAAGGCUACGAAAUCGCUAAUCUCACAAAUACGGAUGGUAUCAUGUCAGCUAGGGGAUUAUUAGAAAAUCCAGCACUUUUUGCUGGAUUCGAAGAUACACCUUGGGGAUGUGUAGAACGAUUUGUUUCUUAUUCCACUGCUUAUUCUUUGAAUUUUCAGCUGUUUUACCAUCAUCUGGUUACCAUGAUGAAUAAAUUGAUCACGAAACGUGAGCGAAUGACUAUUCCCAAAGACAGUUUUGCUGCUGUUAUGGAUUGGCUUGAUGCAAAUUUCGUCGUACGUCGACCUGGAGAACCAUUGUUUGGUGAAACAGUGCUUCCUGUGAGACGAGAAACUUAGGAUGCUAAUUGUUAAGGAUUUUUCAUGUAACUAGUCUUUUAGGUUUUAAUGAGUAUGAAGAUAAUGGAUUUAGGUUUUGCUUUUGUUUUCCUUUUUAUAGGGGUCCUAGUACAUGUCUUAAAAAUUAAAUCAAGUUCGUUGUUUUAACCAAAAUGCCUUACAGAUUUUGUUCUCUCAGGAUAUGUAGUCAUUUUAAC